UCACCGUCCGCGCGGGCGUGCACGCGCGUCGAGAACUGGCUGCGCGUCCGCCAUCUGCGCGCCCCUCCCUCUGUGACUCGCAGCAUCACCGGGAGCUCCGUGGAUGCUUCUCUAAAGAAUAGAUUUACGCUUCACGACCAAAGAGAGACAGAGAGAGAGAGAAAGAGAGGCAGAUAACCACGUCUGUCUGAAUGCGUAAAUUCGCGGCGGGAUGCUUUGAUGCGUGAGCUUACGCGUGAACGCGGUCCCAUUUGGAGACAUUUACUUGUAACAAGCUGUUGCUUUUAGGUGUAGCCUGCAGCUGAGAUUCAUGUGAAAACGCCUCUCUCUCUCUCUCUCUCUCUCGCUCGCUCUCUCUCGGCUGGAUUUUUCCAAGGGCACCAAAAUGCGGCAGCGAUGAGCUACGCUCAGCGAGUCAGAGGGGGGCGGUUUGAGUUAUCAGAGUCACAUCCAGGGUUCAAGCUCGAUCUCCUCACUUUGGUCCACUGCCUGGUUUUUUGGGGGGGAUGCGACGUCAUGAGCAUGAUCCCGUCUGACAGAUGUGUUGCAGCUGCACGGCCACAGAUCGUCCGAUCCCGCUUGCUGUUGUAACGACGAUGCUGUAAAAGAGGGAGGUCGGAGGAAAGCUUCUUCUUCUUCCCAGAUAAAUGUUCGGUCCCCUCCUUUGUGCACGGACGGAUCGCGACCUCCAUUCCUUUUUCGGCUCUGCAUAAGAUGAUACCUGGAUCUGCCGCAUCAAUGCUACCGUCUGCAGAAGCCGCGAAACUGUACCAGACCAAUUACGUGCGCAACUCCCGUGUCAUCGGACUCCUGUGGGCCAUAUUCACGAUCCUGUUCGGCAUCGUUAAUGUGACCAUCUUCUCGCAGCCCUAUUGGAUCGGGGAUGGCAUGGACACCCCGCAGGCCGGGUACUUCGGCCUGUUCCACUAUUGCAUCGGGGACGGACACUCCAGGGACCUGGACUGCCAGGGCAGCUUCACCGAGUUCGCCGCCAUCCCCUCCAAGGCGUUCAAGGCCGCCUCCUUCUUCAUUGGAAUGUCAAUGAUGCUGGUGGUGACCUGCAUCGGCUGCUUCAGCCUCUUCUUCCUCCUCAGCACCUCCACCGUGUACAAGAUCUGCGGCUGGAUGCAAGCAGCAUCAGGUGUCUGUCUUGUGCUGGGUUGCAUGAUCUAUCCCGAUGGGUGGGACAGCGACGAGGUCCGGCGGAUGUGCGGAGAGCAGACGGACAAAUACAGCCUGGGAGCUUGUUCAAUGCGCUGGGCUUACAUCUUGGCAAUCAUGGGCAUCCUGGACGCCCUCAUACUCUCCUUCCUGGCUUUUGUCCUGGGCAACCGACAGGACGGACUAAUGACGGAGGAGCUGCUGGCUGAAAGCAAAGAGGGAGGAAAUGCCUAAAUGACGUUUAGGUUCUCCAAUUCCCCCGAGUGCCCUCUCCUAUGAAGUACCAGUCGUUCGACAAUUUAUUUGAGGAAAGCAGACCGAGUCAAGGAUGAAUUGGAACUCUAUAGAACCAGUCAGCCUUCCUUUUCACCACCUACCUUUCGAGUUCGUCCAUCCUGCCCACAGACCCCCCCCCCCACUUCAUUAUUUCCAGCACUUAGACGGAGCCCAGAGCACCGUUUCCAACUUACAACUGAGGAGCUGACCCUUGCACAGCAAUGCACAGGCCAUGACGGCAAGGGCAGAGAUUGGUAUUCUGUGGAGAAGAACAGCGUGCCUGUGGAAUAGCCUAUAUCUUACUACCUGAAGAAAAAAA
This is a messenger RNA of Fundulus heteroclitus (mummichog), 1756 nucleotides long. Its product is annotated as LHFPL tetraspan subfamily member 3 protein. Gene Ontology annotation, cellular component: plasma membrane. The record is from RefSeq and is a predicted model, not a curated record. Lineage: Eukaryota; Metazoa; Chordata; Actinopteri; Cyprinodontiformes; Fundulidae. The transcript has 4 exons. The coding region runs from base 715 to 1395 and encodes 226 amino acids. Gene Ontology annotation, biological process: sensory perception of sound.